Messenger RNA from Menidia menidia (Atlantic silverside), 4252 nucleotides. The record is from the annotation of a GenBank genome assembly. NCBI's taxonomy places the organism in Eukaryota, Metazoa, Chordata, Actinopteri, Atheriniformes, Atherinopsidae.
AGGACAUAACUGACACCCCCUCAUCCAGUUUUCUGAAGGCUGGUCCAAAGAACUGGCCAAUAGCUGACAGCCAAUGGAUGACCCUGAAUAUAAAGGCCGGCAAACCAAGUUCAUGCUCAAGAAGCUCAAGACAGGAGAAGAAAUCUCUGUUAGUUUACUCCUCGUCAAGUAUUUACAUGACUACACAAGGAUAACCCAACCAGUUGAUGCAGAGUUCUGCCCUUUUCAAGCACUCCUGGAUGCCUGAAGACUUCAAAGCUACCCUGCUCUUCUAUUGUUGACUGUUCAAAAUCUGAGAAUCCCCUCCAGCAUUCACGAUGGAGAGGGCGAACGGAGGGGCGCACAUCAACUCUGCCUACGACGCCAACCUGGAUGAGCCCCCCGUCUACGAGACCAACGAGGAGCAUCGGACGGUCCGGCCCUCGGUGAUCAGCGCCUUUGGUCAUGACACUUUGGACCGAGUGCCCAACAUUGACUUCUACCGAAAUGCGGGCAGCGUGAGUGGUCAUCGAGCUGUGCGGCCGUCCCUGCAGGAGCUCCACGACGUGUUCCAGAAGAAUGGGGCGAUCUCUGUGCCGGAGACGGUGCAGGACGAUGGAGAGACGAGCGAAUGGACCCCGUCUGAGGAUCUGGAGUCUGCCAUUAUCCCUGAGAAGGGAGGUGUGAAGUUUGGCUGGAUCAGGGGAGUCCUGGUGAGAUGCAUGCUAAACAUCUGGGGUGUCAUGCUGUUCAUCCGUCUGUCCUGGGUUUUCGGACAAGCAGGCUGGGGUCUGGGAAUUGUGGUCAUUCUUCUCAGCUGUGUGGUCACCACUGUCACUGGCCUUUCCAUGUCGGCCAUUUGUACCAAUGGUGUGGUAAGAGGAGGAGGGGCGUACUACUUGAUAUCUCGUAGCUUGGGACCGGAGUUUGGCGGGUCGAUCGGCCUCAUUUUUGCCUUCGCCAAUGCAGUGGCAGUAGCCAUGUAUGUGGUGGGAUUUGCUGAGACCGUGGUUGAUUUGCUUAAGGAAAAUGAUGUCCUCAUGGUGGAUGAGAUCAAUGACAUCAGAAUCAUCGGGUGCAUCACGGUGGUGCUGCUCUUGGGCAUAUCUCUGGCAGGGAUGGAAUGGGAGGCCAAGGCACAGAUUGUUCUACUUAUUAUCUUGCUUGUGGCCAUAGUGAACGUAUUUGUGGGAACAGCCAUUCCUGCAACUGAAGAUAAGAAAUCAAAAGGCUUUUUCGGCUACGACUCGCAAAUCUUUAUGGAGAAUUUUCCGCCGGAUUUCAGGGCUGGUGAAUCUUUUUUCUCAGUGUUCGCUAUAUUUUUCCCGGCGGCAACAGGGAUCCUCGCUGGAGCAAAUAUCUCUGGAGACCUGAAGGAUGCCCAAGCCGCCAUACCCAAAGGUACCUUGUUGGCCAUCCUGAUAACUGGCAUCACUUACCUUGGAGUGGCUCUUUGUGUUGCUGCUACUGUGGUGCGAGAUGCCACCGGAAACGUGACUGACCUCAUCACGCCGGGGGUCCCCUGUAACGGCUCGGCCAUUGCUGCCUGCGAAUUCGGCUAUAACUUCUCUUCCUGCACAGAAAAUACAAUGUCAACAUGCGCAUUUGGCUCCAUGAACAAUUUCCAGGUGAUGACCAUGGUGUCAGGGUUUGGGCCUCUCAUCACUGCGGGAACAUUCUCAGCCACGCUUUCAUCGGCUUUGGCCUCCCUUGUUAGCGCUCCAAAAGUGUUCCAGGCUCUGUGUAAAGACAACAUCUACAAGGCCCUGCACUUCUUUGCCAAAGGACACGGAAAGAAUAAUGAGCCGAUCCGUGGCUAUAUCCUCACAUUCAUUAUUUCCGUGGCCUUCAUUCUCAUCGGCAACCUCAAUACCAUUGCUCCUAUAAUCUCAAACUUCUUUCUGGCAUCUUACGCUCUCAUCAAUUUCUCCUGCUUCCAUGCAUCCUAUGCCAAGUCUCCAGGUUGGAGACCUGCAUACAAAUACUACAACAUGUGGCUAUCUCUGUUCGGUGCUCUGCUCUGCUGUGUUGUUAUGUUUGUUAUCAACUGGUGGGCCGCUCUGCUCACGUACGGAAUUGAAAUCCUUCUUUACCUUUACGUCACCGUGAAGAAGCCAGAUGUGAACUGGGGUUCGUCCACUCAGGCGGUGACAUUUGUGAGUGCGGUCAGCAAUGCUCUGUCUCUGUCUGGAGUCGAGGAUCACGUCAAGAACUUCAGGCCUCAGAUCUUAGCUCUAACGGGGUCACCACGAAGAAGGCCGGCUCUUUUGGACGUGGCUCACUCUCUCUCCAAGAACUAUGGACUCUGUCUCACCUGUGAAGUUUUUGUGGGCCCCAGAUCAGAGGUCCUUCAGGAAAUGAACACUGGAAUGGAGAGGAACCAGCUAUGGCUGAAGAAGACCAAACGCAAGGCCUUUUACGCCGCCGUGGCCUGUGACAACUUCAGACUAGGAGCUGAGAGCCUGCUGCAGGCUAGUGGUCUCGGCCGUAUGAAGCCUAACAUACUCAUGAUGGGCUUCAAGAAAGACUGGAAGACCGUAAGCACUGAGGAAGUGAGGGAUUACGUGGGAGUGCUGCACGAUGCGUUUGACUUUGAGUACGGGACAGUCGUGCUGAGGAUGAGCGAGGGACUGGAUUUGUCGCAUAUCGUGGAGGCAGAAGAUGAGAUGCUGAAGGCGGCAAAGGAGCAGCAGGCACUGGAAAUGACGGAGAAUGGAGGAAAAUCAAAAGGACUCUUCAGGAAGUCCAGGAAUUCAUCUCAGCAAGUGCUCACGACCAGAGUGUCGGUGUGCAGCCCCCCACCUGCGCAGGUUGCCAAGAUGAAUGAGAGGCUGAUAGAGGCCAGUGCUCAGUUCAAGAAGAAACAGCCUAAAGGCACCAUUGAUGUGUGGUGGAUGUUUGACGAUGGAGGCCUUACCCUGCUGCUCCCCUACAUCCUCACCACCAGGAAGAAGUGGAAAGACUGUAAAUUAAGGAUCUUCAUUGCAGGGGAGCCCGGCCGCAGUGAACUGGAUAAACAGGAGAUGAAGUCUCUGUUGCAGAAGUUCAGAAUUAACUGCAGUGACAUUAAUGUCGUCGAUGAUAUCCAUAUGGGACCCCGCUCUGAGAGUCUGAAGCAGUUCGAGGACAUGAUAAAGCCUUUCCGUCUGCAUGAGGGGUCUAAAGACUACAGUCAGGCCGAAGCCAUGAAGAAUGAGCACCCAUGGAAAAUCACAGAUGAGGAGCUGAGCAGCUUUGAGGAGAAGACCAACCUCCAAAUACGACUCAACGAGCUUCUUCAGGAAAACUCCAAAUCAGCCAAUUUGAUCAUAGUGAGCAUGCCCAUUGCUCGCAAGGGUGUCUCUGAUAUGCUCUACAUGGCUUGGCUGGACAUUCUGACAAAGGACCUUCCACCUACUUUGCUCAUCAGAGGCAACCACAAGAGUGUGCUCACUUUCUACUCUUGAGCACUUUGCAGGCCAAACAGAAAAGUAUCACGCAGCUAAGGGGGAAAAAAAGGGAUUUCCAUAAUGAUGAUCGUGUGUAUGAAAUGUACAAGGAUGUGGAUAACGUCCAGUCUUUCUGGCUGACACCAGAGUCAAAAACCCAUUUAUUUUGAUGGGAAAACAACAGAAAACGCCCAAAUUAGCAAACAGAAGGUAACAAUCAUCUGAUGCUUAAACCUCCCACUUAGAAAAUUUGAUGUUUUAAAACAUGAAAAUAGUUUUUUUGGUCUAGGGGGAUCAUUUUUCGUGAAGGAACUGUGGCAUUUUGUGUGGUUGCGUCCAUCAUAAUUUGCACACUGUAGCAAGACUGUACUUUCUGGCUCUCACCAAACUGACCUGCGACUUCUGGAUCUCUGUCGAUGUGAGAAAAGCCAGAUCUAAGCCAGAUCAUCUCUGUGAGAGCAGAGAUACAGGUUAGACUGACUGACAGUGACUGUAAUAUACAUGUAUAUAGAUAACUAAGUAGAUAUUUUUGCAACAAGAAAACUAUUUUAUAAAUGAUUAACAUGAUAGGGGCUAAAUGAAUUCUUUGAAACCUAUAUUAAAAUGCUUUGAUUACGUUUAAUUAUGUUGUCAAAUGAGUGUAAAAUAAAAUAUGGUGUACUGCUCCACAUUAUUAUUUCAGUGUUUUAAUGUUACGCUUGCAGUAUAUAUCUUUCCUUAAGUAAAAAAUCAAGUCAAACCCAGUGUAAAAAAAACUACUUUGUAUAUUUUAACCCAUUGUAUCUCUGCUAUUUAAAUAAAUGACUAUGAUCACUUGAAAUAAAUAAAUAAUACAAACAUUAAAA